Molecule: messenger RNA, 678 nt
Organism: Gadus chalcogrammus (walleye pollock)
Lineage: Eukaryota; Metazoa; Chordata; Actinopteri; Gadiformes; Gadidae
Product: thyroid hormone receptor alpha
Exons: 3
Coding region: 1-678 (225 amino acids)
Biological process (GO): negative regulation of transcription by RNA polymerase II; cell differentiation; thyroid hormone receptor signaling pathway
Molecular function (GO): nuclear receptor activity; RNA polymerase II cis-regulatory region sequence-specific DNA binding
Source: RefSeq, a predicted model, not a curated record
AUGCUCCUCCCCCUGGCGCAGGCGGACGAAAUCGGGCAGUCGCCGGCCGUGCCCGCCACCGACAGUGACAAGGUGGACCUGGAGGCGUUCAGCGAGUUCACCAAGAUCAUCACCCCCGCCAUCACCCGCGUGGUGGACUUUGCCAAAAAACUGCCCAUGUUCUCAGAGCUGCCCUGCGAGGACCAGAUCAUCCUGCUGAAGGGCUGCUGCAUGGAGAUCAUGUCGCUGCGCGCCGCCGUGCGCUACGACCCCGAGAGCGAGACGCUGACGCUCAGCGGCGAGAUGGCGGUGAAGCGCGAGCAGCUGAAGAACGGCGGGCUGGGCGUGGUGUCGGACGCCAUCUUCGACCUGGGCAAGAGCCUGGCGCAGUUCAACCUGGACGACACGGAGGUGGCGCUGCUGCAGGCCGUGCUGCUCAUGAGCUCAGACCGCUCGGCGUUGACCUCCGUGGACAAGAUCGAGAAGUGCCAGGAGACGUACCUGCUGGCCUUCGAGCACUACAUCAACUACCGCAAGCACAGCAUCCCCCACUUCUGGCCCAAGCUGCUGAUGAAGGUGACGGACCUGCGCAUGAUCGGCGCGUGCCACGCCAGCCGCUUCCUCCACAUGAAGGUGGAGUGCCCCAACGAGCUCUUCCCCCCGCUCUUCCUGGAGGUCUUCGAGGACCAGGAGGUGUGA